Exophiala viscosa is the source of this 2024-nucleotide messenger RNA. RefSeq names its product putative cytochrome P450 oxidoreductase. NCBI's taxonomy places the organism in Eukaryota, Fungi, Ascomycota, Eurotiomycetes, Chaetothyriales, Herpotrichiellaceae. The transcript is spliced from 8 exons. The coding region runs from base 146 to 1696 and encodes 516 amino acids. Gene Ontology annotation, molecular function: oxidoreductase activity, acting on paired donors, with incorporation or reduction of molecular oxygen; iron ion binding; heme binding. The record is from RefSeq and is a predicted model, not a curated record.
UGCGGGGUAAACAAUUUGUGCCGUCGUGUGCCGUUGUUCCUGGCUGAAGUAUGCCAGGAUAAAGACAUCUCAAUUCGCUGUCGGCUGGUGUAACAGUGAGUAUCUUGCAUCACAACCGUCCUCUUACCACAGCGCAACCGGCAAGAUGUACACCAAUGUCCUUAUUGGAGUUGUUGUACUCCUAGCGGUUGGAGUAUGGAGGGUGUUACAAAUUGGUCGACGAGACCCCAGACUUCCACCUGGACCACCGACAGUGCCGGUUCUUGGGAAUGCUCACCAGAUCCCACUCACUGGACUUGGGAAGAAGUUUCAUGAAUGGGCAAGAGAAUAUGGAAAAAUAUAUUCCUUGAAGGUGUUCAAUUCUACCAUGAUUGUGCUGGCCGAUCGCAAAGCCAUAUAUCAACUCCUCGACAAGAAAGGAAGUAUCUAUUCAGAGAGACCGCAUCUUGAGGUGCCCAUAUUUAUGAGCCGUGGCUGCCACAUGACCUUUGAACAAGCUACACCUGAAUGGAGAGAAAAGCGAUCUGUAAUCACGAGGAACCUGAACCCCCAAAAUCUGGACAAGAAACAUUUCAGAGUUCAAGAGGCAGAGUCGAUAUUGUUCAUGAACAACCUUGUCAAACACCCGAAUAAGGCUUUCGACUACGCAAGGCUGUACGCCUCGUCGGUAGCAGCUAUCCUCGUUUGGGGGUUCCGAGCCAAGGACUUCCAGUCGUUCUUUUACAAGGACUUCUACGAAUUUGUCGAUCAGUGGCUUGGUGCGAUUGAACCUGGCGCGAACCCACCAGUGGAGCAGUUGCCAUGGCUGUGGUACCUCCCUGGAGCCUGGAAAAAGCGAGCCUACCACGUCCGAGGUCUGAUGGAUACAACGUGGACCAAAGCUCGGCAAAUGGUUGAAGACCGACGACAAAGAGGAGACGUGCGUGACUCGAUGAUCGAUUUGAAACUGUCAGAGUACGAGAAAAUUGGGUGGCCUAUGUCACAAUACUCAUUCAACAAUCUUGGUGGCGAGAUGCUGGAAGCCGGGGCAGAUACCACUGCCAAUAUGCUUCUGACUAUCAUUCUUGCUGUGACCAAAUUCCCAGAGGUCCAGGCAAAGGCGAGGAAAGAACUCGAUGAAGUUUGUGGAAAGGAAAGAACGCCCUUGUUCUCUGACUUUGACCGCCUUCCCUACAUCAACUGUAUCGUCAAGGAAGCGCUGCGAUGGCGUCCGACAUCCGACCUCGGGAUCCCACAUCGACUCGCAAAAGGUGAUUGGUACGAGGGCAUGUUCAUCCCCAAAGAUAGCGUGGUCUGGCUGGCUGCCUGGGCAAUCCAUCAGAGCGACGACGAAUAUCCGGACCACGACCGCUUCAAUCCGGACCGAUUCAAGGAUCACACGAAGCUUGCAAAUGAUUACGCCGUUGGACCUGACUGGCAGGGCCGAGAUCAUUACGGAUACGGAGCAGGCCGAAGGAUGUGUCCAGGCAUCCACCUGGCUGAGAGAAGUAUGUGGCGCGUCACAGCAAAAUUGCUUUGGGCUUUUGAAUUCGAGGAAUUACCUGAUAGACCUCUCGAUGUGAACGCGUACACUUCGUCAAACCUGGUGCGGCCAGAGGAGUACGAGGUCAAGAUCACACCUCGAAGCAAGCAGCAUGAGGAAGUCAUCAAAAGAGAGUUGACAGGUGCGAUGGAGUUCUUGGCUCAAUAUGAUUGAGCAAAAUGUCCAGGCAGACUUUUGGUCGGGGCUCCUGUGGAGCAAGGGGGCUAGAGACUUCUACCGAAGUGUGAUAGGACAGGAUAGUUCAGAGGCUUGAUCAGCGAGACCGAGAAGGACUAAGAUGAUUGAAUGUUGGGAGGCGCAAGAGAAGAUCUCGCUGCAGUAUCCGAGCUGUGUGCAUUGCAUCAUCUACAGUGGUAGGUGGCUUUCUCUGACCAUCGUCAGGCUACUCUAGUAAAACAGCAGAGCACACCGGGUCGCUUCACAUCAUGACAAGCAAGCAACAGUCCGGUGGUGACUAGGAAAAGCCCUGAUUGGAAUGGCC